AUGUCAAAUGAUGAGAACACUCCCAAAUCAUGGCGCCUUUUUAGCUCCGAAGACAUGAUCCAAGGAUACAAACCUAAAAGUGCACGAAAGCGAAAAAAUUCAGCAGAGAAAGAAAACAUAUCUGGAAACUCCGCAAGAAGAUUUACAUAUCCUCUAUCUGCUUUGUCACCUACUAAUCUUGAGAGUAGUAGUUUAAAUAGCAAACCACUGGAAGAUGUCUCUCUUACAAGAAAUCCAUUGUCUAACAUAACUAAUGAAAAGGAGAGACAUUUUGUUCAACGCAGAAAACUAGAUUCACGAUCUAAUCAUACUAAUCUUGCUCCUGCAGAGACGAGUAGUUUAAAUAGCCAACCACCGGAAGAUGUGUCUCUUACAAGAAUUCCACUGUCUAACAUAACUAAUGAAAAGGAGAGCCCUUUCGUUCAACGCAGAAAAUGGCUCUCAAGAGCUUCUAAAAAUAAUCUUGAAAGUACAACAAGGAAUUUGUUUGAUGAUAGCUUUGCUAAUCAAGAACCAAGCACCAAAUACUUUGCAGAUGAUGAAAUUGAGUGUUCAACAGUUCAGCACCCUGUUUUAUCGGAUGAUUCGGACAGUGAUUUCUCAUGUGGAGAAUCCAGUAGUGAUGAUGACUAUCCUUUUGGAAUGGAACCACAAUCUGAAAGUGAUGCAGAACAGAAUACAGCUUUUAAAACUUCAAGAGUCAUACCAAAUGAUUAUGCGAGCCUUGGUAGUCCUGAAUCAAUAUGUUCAAAAUGCAAUUCACGUCUAUGGAAAGAGGAACGGACCAACAAAAAUGUUACAAAAGGUGCUCCAGUUUUCUCAAUUUGCUGCAAGAAGGGUGAUGUAAAGCUUCCACCUUCUCCUCAAACUCCUGCCUACUUAAAGUAUUUGUACACUAACAAAGAUACAGCAGCUGAAUUUCAACGAAACAUAAGGCUCUACAAUGCCAUGUUUGCAUUUACUUCGAGUGGUGGCAAUGUUGAUCACUCUAUCAACAAUGGCCGUGGACCAUAUGUUUACAGACUCAAUGGCCAGAACCACCAUGUAUUUGGACAGUUAAUACCCGAUGAUGGACAAGCUCCCAAGUACUGUCAGCUAUACAUUUACGAUACAGCUAAUGAAGUGAAUAAUCGCCUCCGUUGGGUUAGUGUUGCUGACCAGCAAGCAGUUGAUACAGAUGUGGUUCAUGGAUUGAUACAAAUGUUGGAUCAGACCAAUGAAUUGGUGGCCAAGUUUCGGAUGGCACGUGAUCGAUUUGAAAAUUCAGACUUGGUUGAUUUGAAGGUAGAGCUCAAAGUAUGCAGAGCACAAAGUGGUAGAGAGAAUCAUAUUUCCUCUUCUGACGAGGUAGCGGGUAUAAUGGUUGGUAGCAGUGACUGUACUAUUGCUGACCGCGAUAUAAUAGUUGAGCAGAAAUUUGGUGGCUUGAAAAGAAUAUCAUAUAUUCACCCUAAACUCAUGGCUCUCCAAUACCCCCUACUUUUUCCCGACGGUGAGGAUGGUUAUCACAAUAGGAUACGGUUUCAGAGCGCAGAUAAAGAUUCAGACAAAGAACGUGACAUGAUAUCAAUGAAGGAUUAUUACUCCUACAAAUUCCAAGUGAGACAGAAUGAAGGAAUAACUCCUAGAUUAGGAGGGCGGCUUUUUCAACAGUAUAUGGUCGAUGCAUUCUCUACUAUGGAGCAGACUCGGUUGUGGUGGUUUCGUACACACCAAACCAUCCUCCGAAAUGAAUUGUACACCCAUAUCUGUGAUUCUGUUAGGAAUGGAGAUGGGAACUCAUCCAAUGUAGGUAAAGGAGUCAUUUUGCCAGCUGGAUAUGUAGGUUCCAAGCGUUACAUGCAACAGAAUUUUCAGGAUGCACUGGCUGUCUGUCGUCACAUUGGACAUCCUGAUAUUUUUUUGACCAUGACUUGCAAUUCCAUGUGGGAUGAGAUUCAGAGGAUGAUGGCUUAUCUACCUGGCUGUCUUUCUGCAAACAGCCCCGAUAUAAUAUCCAGAGUGUUCCGGUUGAAGCUGGAACAGCUAACAAAUGAUAUUAAAAAAAAGUCACAUUUUGGGAGAUGCGUUGGAGUUAUGUAUGUGGUGGAGUUUCAAAAGCGCGGCCUACCCCACGUUCAUAUGUUAAUUUGGCUUGAUGGUCCUUCUAAGAAAUUCUUAAAAGAAAAUGUAGACAAGUUUGUUUCAGCAGAGAUUCCAGAUCCUGAAGUUGAUCCUGAUGGAUACGCUGCUGUCAAAGCUUAUAUGAUGCAUGGUCCAUGCGGCUUACAAAAUCCAAAAUCUCCUUGCAUGAAGAAUUUUAAAUGUAUACGCCAUUUUCCGAAAAAGUAUUGCGCAAGAACAGUAUUCGAUGACAGUGGCUUCCCACUGUAUAUGCGGCGCAAGCAAAAUGUUAAAGUCCAUGUCCACAAAGUUGAUCUGGAUAAUCAGUGGGUGGUCCCGUUCAAUCGGGAUCUAUUAGUGAAAUACCAGUGUCAUAUGAACAUUGAGAUUUGCUGCCAUGCUCGGAGUAUAAAGUACCUCUUCAAAUACUGUCUCAAGGGACAUGACACUGCAACUGUGGAAAUUACUGGCCGACGGAAGCGAAAACAAAAUGAGAGCACUGACCAGCCUGUAGAUGAGAUUCAAGCAUACUUUGACGGCCGGUAUGUUUGUGGUGCUGAGGCGGCGUACAGAAUUUUUGGCUUUCCUAUACAUCACAGAACAUUGUCUGUGGAACGCUUGCCAUUCCAUUUGCCAGGUCAGAAGAACUGCACUUUUCGUGCCAACGAAUCUCUCGAGAAAGUGGUGGAGCGCGAGAAGGAAAGGCUUAGUAAGUUGGAAGCUUUUUUCAUGUUGAACCAGGUUGAUGUGAAGGCUAGAUGUUACACCUAUGACCAAAUACCCCAGCACUAUGUUUGGAAUGACACUCAAAGAAAAUGGACUCCAAGGAAGAGAGGCAACCAAAUAGGUCGCUUAUCUUAUACACAUCAUAGCAGUGGUGAGGUUUGGUACUUGCGUAUGCUACUCACCAAAGUUCAAGGUCCUACAUCAUUUGAAAGUUUAAGAACUGUCAAUGGAGUGCUCUGCCAUUCUUUCCGUGAUGCAUGUAAGGAAUAUGGAUUGUUGGAUGAUGACAAAGAGUGGCAUGAUGUGCUAGACCAGUGUGCAGCUGGCGGAUUGCCUCCUCAGAUUCGCCAACUGUUUGUCCACAUUAUAGUUAAUUGCAAGGUCACCGACAUUGCAAGUUUGUGGAAUAAUCACUGGAAACAAAUGGUGGAUGACAUUUUGUUGAAGAGGCGUCUGCUAAGUGAGAAUCAGAAUCUCAUCCUUAAUGAUUUCCAGCUACAGUUCUAUGCCCUUGCAGAAAUAGAUGAUUUGCUAAGAGCUAUUGGAAAGAGUCUCAAGAAUUACUCUCAGUUGCCACAACCACCAGCAAGCUAUCUCCAUCAGGGGACCAAUAACUUGAUUAUUGAAGAAACUAGCUACAACCUUGCUGAAAUGAAAGCUGAGCACGAAAAACUAAUUGCAAACUGCAACGAAGAGCAAAUUAAUGUUUAUAGAGCUGUGUUAGAUUCUGUUCAGGGUAAUCAAGGUGGAUUAUUUUUCCUUUAUGGGAGUGGUGGUUGUGGGAAAACCUAUGUAUGGAGGACUUUGAUCGCCAAAUUACGGUCUGAGGGUCAGAUUGUUUUGCCGGUGGCCUCCUCUGGGAUUGCAGCUACUCUUCUCCCCGGUGGCCGGACAGCUCAUUCGCGGUUCAAGAUACCCAUAGUUCUGGAUGAAUUCUCUCUUUGCAACAUUGGACACAAUUCAGAUAUAGCUGAGCUUAUUAAGGUCACGAAACUCAUCAUUUGGGACGAAGCGCCUAUGCAACAUAGGUACGCUUUUGAAUGUUUGGAUCGCUCGCUUAGAGAUAUUAUGAAAUCUGUUGAUCCUUCAAGAGCAAAUCUGCCGUUUGGAGGAAUUACAGUCCUCCUAGGUGGAGAUUUCAGGCAAAUUUUACCUGUGAUCACGCAAGGAGAAAGAGGUGAGAUUGUGUCUGCCUGCAUUACUAGAUCCAGGCUGUGGUCAAUUUGUAAAAUUUUUUUGCUAACCAGGAAUAUGCGGCUUAACCAAGGAAACAGUGCAGAAGAAGUUGAAGAAUUACGUCGGUUUGCAAAGUGGAUUUUAGAUGCUGGUGAUGGCAAGCUUCCACCAGCAGACCCGACUGAAUUCCCAAAUGCAAAAGAAAAUGAUAUUGUCAUACCAGCUCAGUUCUGUGAUCUUAGUAUAGGCAAUUCGGUUGAGAACAUGAUCUCAGCUACUUUCCCAGAUUUUAGCACCAACUGCAAAGAUCCAAAGUACUUGAGCGAAAGAGCCAUAUUAACUCCUACAAAUCAAACUGUAAGUCAUCUUAAUUCACUGAUCGUAGACAAAAUGCCAGGCGAUUCUGUUUCAUACUAUAGCGUUGACACUGUUGAAGAGUUUGGCGGUACCGAAGAUGAUUUCAACUCAGCUUUCCCGAUUGAAUAUCUAAAUUCUAUCAACCUUCCUGGAAUGCCACCACAUGAUUUGAAGUUAAAGGUCGGAGUUGUAGUUAUGUUGAUGAGGAAUUUAAACCAAACACUUGGUUUAUGUAAUGGAACAAGAAUGAUCAUCACAAAAUGUCUUAAAUUCUGUGUGGAGUGUGAAGUAAUUUGUGGUUCAUUCGCCGGGACACGACAUUUUAUUCCAAGAAUGGAAUUAUGUCCCAGUGAUACUCGCAUGCCUUACAAGUUGAUUAGAAAGCAGAUGCCGUUACAAAUAUGCUAUGCGAUGACUAUCAACAAAGCACAAGGUCAGUCACUUGAGACUGUUGGAUUGUUCCUUCCCAAAGCAGUUUUUACGCAUGGCCAAUUUUAUGUUGCAAUUAGCCGAGUUACAUCUCCACAUGGAUUACGAAUUUUCAUUGAUGAUGAUAGUGGACAGCCUACUAACGUCACGCAGAAUGUGGUGUACCAAGAAAUUUUCUACUCUUUACCAAAGACCUAG
Molecule: messenger RNA, 4989 nt
Organism: Daucus carota subsp. sativus
Lineage: Eukaryota; Viridiplantae; Streptophyta; Magnoliopsida; Apiales; Apiaceae
Exons: 12
Coding region: 1-4989 (1662 amino acids)
Biological process (GO): DNA repair; telomere maintenance
Molecular function (GO): DNA helicase activity
Source: RefSeq, a predicted model, not a curated record